Messenger RNA from Neurospora tetrasperma FGSC 2508, 468 nucleotides. RefSeq lists its product as uncharacterized. The coding region runs from base 1 to 468 and encodes 155 amino acids. Lineage: Eukaryota; Fungi; Ascomycota; Sordariomycetes; Sordariales; Sordariaceae. The record is from RefSeq and is a predicted model, not a curated record. The transcript has a single exon.
AUGUCGGACAAUUCGAACACCCACAGCCUUCCGCUGUAUGCACUCGGAAGUUAUGGGAGUUCCAGAGCCAGUCACCAGACGCCAUUGCAGAGGGGGUUUAUCUCGGUACGGCUUCAUAGGCCGUAUCGUGAUACCAGAAUCUUCAGAAUUCCGAGACCUGAGAGCUUUGAAGAGCUUCAAGUAAUGGCGUGCGAAAAAUGUGGGGUUCUUGCCCGACCCCGUGAGUUGGUAUUUUAUGUAAAGCACCGUACUCAACUGGGGUCGGGCCAAUAUGGAUCUUUGAAUUGGGUCCGGCUUGAGGCAUGGAAUUGGGGGCGGUUCCGAGAUUCUCUGAGCAAUUCCGCGACUACCCCUACGCUCAAGAUUAUCUGGCAGCCCAGCCAGGCAACUUUGCGCGAUCUGCGUGACACUGCUGGGUAUUCUGACGACGGCGAGGACGAAAGCUCGGACUUCGAUUCAUACACAUGA